AUGGUUUUAACAAAGUGUGAUAAAUGUAAGAGAAAUAUUACCAAAAAAGUGCCUGGCUUGGUAUGCAGUAGGUGUAAUGUAACGGUACAUGCAGACCCAGCAUGUGCUAAGCUAUCAAAUAAACAGCUUAGUACUCUUCGCAACUCAACGAGCAUCGAGUGGAGCUGCGAUGACUGUAUGAAGAACGUAGCACGCAGAUCGUCUUUCAUAACACCUGAAGACGAUUGCGAGGAGACAGAAUCGGUAACAGAUCACGUAAUAAAUACCCAACUUGACACGCAAAAGCUAAUCCAGGAUAUAAGCCGUGAACUGAAAAAAACAUUCAGAGAGGAAUUUGGAAGCCUUGAAACAUCUAUUGAGUUUCUGAGUGAUCAGCUAUGUACCAUUGAGCAAUCCUUAAAGAAACAGGAUGUCAAAAUAAAAGAACUUGAGAAUAAAAACCUCGAUCUUCAAAAUAGAAAUAAGAACCUAGAACUAAGAGUAACUGUUUUGGAGCAGGAGACAAAAAGUUUUCAUCAAAAGUCGUUAACAAGUACCUUAGAAAUAGCAGGCUUACCUCAAACAUCUGUAAAAGAUAUAGGUAAAGUGAUAGAAACGCUUGCAACGAAAUUGAAUACCAACGUGAAUGAUAUUAUGUCCUCCCAACGCUUGCCCGGCCCUAAAGAUCGUCCGUGUACAUUUCUUGUAGAAAUGAAAUCUAAAGCAGCCCAAAGACAGUGGAUCGAUGCAGGGAAAGAGAAACGUCUCACGGUAGGUGGACUCUUGCCAGAAUCACCAAAAGAAGCAGCAGAAAAUCGAGUCUUUAUUAGAGAGGCCCUAACAAAAUAUUUAAAAACGCUGUUAUACAAUACCAAAACCCAAUUAAGUAAAAUUGCCCAGUUUAUUUGGUGUAAGGAAGGCAAGAUUUGUGUAAGAAAAGGCCCAAAUAGUAAAAUCUACUAUGUACGCACUGAAAAGGAUAUAGAUCAUAUACAAAAACAGCUGUAA
Molecule: messenger RNA, 987 nt
Organism: Leptidea sinapis
Lineage: Eukaryota; Metazoa; Arthropoda; Insecta; Lepidoptera; Pieridae
Exons: 1
Coding region: 1-987 (328 amino acids)
Source: RefSeq, a predicted model, not a curated record